Molecule: messenger RNA, 4433 nt
Organism: Chanos chanos (milkfish)
Lineage: Eukaryota; Metazoa; Chordata; Actinopteri; Gonorynchiformes; Chanidae
Gene: jcada
Product: junctional cadherin 5 associated a
Exons: 3
Biological process (GO): positive regulation of blood vessel endothelial cell proliferation involved in sprouting angiogenesis
Cellular component (GO): ruffle membrane; adherens junction
Source: RefSeq, a predicted model, not a curated record
CCUGAGCAGGACGCAGGCAACCACAGGAUCCCAACAACAGCAAUAUCCCAGUGAUGGCCUCUCCUAUGCAGCUAUACCUUGGCUCUUCUCAUCAGGGCUUUGCAUAGAACACAGACAACACACACCUGCAGCACUCAAGAAAACACAUACUCUCGCCCUCAGCCAUGUACAGCGUGGAAGACCUCCUCAUCUCACACGGAUACAAACUCCCCCAAAACAACAACAGCGUACCCUCUUCGCACCAGUCUACUUCUCUCUCUUCAUCCUAUGAGCAGCGACAACAGCGGAGCAAAAGCCGGUCUGAAAUUGGCGAUAAGCGCUCCGGUCACAUUAUAUCAAAUGGCUACAAGGCAGACUCGACGGCCUAUGUCAGCGGCAGCAGUGCAAACACCACCAAAGGCUAUCCUUGUGACACGGAGAGCAGGGACAGGAAACAGAGGACAGAAGGCGAGGGCAUCAGUAACCAAGGAGAUAGACGCUCACCGGGAGAUUCCCUGACUUCAGACAGUGGGCUCUAUGAUGGUCCCAGAGGGAUGUCCUCUCAGCCCAGAGGUGAGCGGGAUGUGGCCUACUGGCGGAGACGAGGUCAAGAUUUCAGCGUCCUUCUGGACUAUGCCGAAUUCAGAGAACACCAUGGUGGUGGAGGAGGAGUACGGGUUCCUGGAAAGGCAGAAGGGAUGCGUAGAACCCCUGAAAUGGCCACAGCCACAGAGGAGCAGUACCGCGAGAGACAGUGCAGGGCAGACAUGGCCCGUGCAAGAGAAAGAGAACUUGCACUGCAGCAGUGGAAGAUGUCGGCCGAGAGGAAGUACCAGAGCUUGGGUACAGAGGAAUGGCGUCCGGCAAUGGGCGUGGGUCGUCAGCCUUCUGAAGGUGAGGGUGAUAAAUGGACACAAGAACAACGGCGUCCAAGAACAGCAGAGGGUGCUGUUCCACCUAGAACCAAAGCCAAAUCCCAGUCACUUCCCAGAAUGGCCCUGCCCUCAGAUGGUCUCCAGUACUUCAGUAUGUCAUCCUCAACCCCUGACCCAUACGGGAGCUACCGAAUAAAUGGCCACCCAACACGAGAUCCUCAUGGACGACAUCACAGUGAGGGGAGUGGAAGGGAGCGGUGGGCUGAAAAUGGACGAUCAGGAGCACAGUCAGCCCCCCUACCAAAAGCCCGCUUUAGUCGGCCUCUGAGGCCUCCAUCAUAUGAGGCACACCAGCAGAUGCGUGGAAGUGUGGAAAUGCUUUCUGCAGACAUGACUCCCCGCUCGAGAGACAGAACUCCACUACCCUUCACCAGGCAGGAAUACUUUGCGCCGGAUCCUGGUGGAUCUGGCAUGGAACCUCCUGGUUACAUCCCACCGCCGUCCUAUAGAAGGCAGCCCAUCAGGGUGAACAGUAGAAGUUAUGCCGACGCCAUGGGCAACUACCAGUAUCGGGGUGAUCCCUACCUGCAGGGACCUGCCAUGGCUGAGGUUCAGCAAUGGUUUAUGAGGCAGACAGGGAUGUCCUGGCCAGACCAUCAUAGGGAUGGGAGAAGGAGCGUGCCCUGUAGAAGACAAGCUUAUCCAGGAUACAACGAAGAGCGUCUGGGUAAUGUGCAAUACAUCCCCUUUGAUGAUCCACGUGUCAGGCACAUCUCAGGAGGGGGAAUCGAUGGGAACUCCCUAACAGAUGCAGACAAAAUUAGGAAUAUCAGGAAUGAGAUGCCAGUUAUCCCAUUAUCUGAAAAGAAUCCAGAUGACAGUGCCUUUUUCCCGCCAGAAGUAUCCUUCAACAGCACAGAACCAAGUAAAAGCAACCUCAGUAAUUGUGUUAAUGAAGACAGCUGGCAAAGACAGAUGCAAGGAAAGACAAACUCAAACACAGCAGUGGACCAAAACUGUAAUUUAUACCCAGCUAUCCAAGAGAAUUCAAAAUCCCCCCAGGUGUCACAGCCAAGCUUCAAGCAGGAGCAAGGCUUCUCUGAAAUGAUAACGCAGGUUAAGAAAUUUGAGCCUGAAGAGACAGAAAAUAAGAAAUCCAGAAGGAAGUUGAAAGAAACUAUGUUCUGCCUUGUAUCUGUCCCCAUAAAUCUGCAAACAACCAAGGAGGCUGCCGAUCAGAAUAACAAUGAGAAAGAGCCAAGCCCAACUGUUAGACCUGUGGAAAAUACGGCAUCCCAGUCUCACCAUCAAAGUGUCUCAAAUACCUCAUCUAGUAUGAAGGAACUACAAACACAUUCCACCAGCUCCUCAUCUAUGAAAAGCCCUCAAAAUGCUCCUUUGAGGAAAGAAUUUGUGGAUGCUUGGUCUCUCCAAGAAAGUGCUGACAAAGAGUUAUGCUAUGCAGGCUCUUGGCCAGGGAACCAGUAUAGAAACCAAGAAACACAGACGGGUUCACCAGAGGUUUCAAGAGGUGCCUCCUCAUCAAGCACAUUGAUCCAUGGAAUGCUUGACCCCCCAUCUUCAGACACUACCACAGACAGUGGAGUGAGUACAGACUGCAGUGCCAACUAUGGGUUUCCCAUUAAAGGCCAGAAGAAUCUCAGCCCCUCUUGCAACAGUGCUUUCUCUAGGACCAGAGCAGGAAGCAGUUCCAGCCAGCCAGGAAAGGCCCCAGCUCAGCACCAGCCGUCAUCAACCCCACGAUCUCCAGAUCUCCAACCAUCCAACAGGGGGAGUGCACCUAAACCUCAGGUAGUGGAAGAGGCUUUUGGUCAGUUCCUGCUGAAACCAGUGGGACGCCGGCCAUGGGAUGCUAUUGAGGAGCUUGAAUCUAUCAACAAAGAACUGCAGGAUCAAAUAGGAAAACGUCCAAGUGCUAACCAAAGCAUAGAGAACCUGGAUGAGGCUUAUCAGAAUAUUGUGGAGAUGAACAGCUCUAACAGUGAAGUCGGUGGCACAGCGCACGGGAUGAAUCCAAACAGCCUUGAAUGGGAAACUAAAAGACCGAUAUCAAGUCCAGACAACAACCUGUCAGAGCAGCAUCUAAUUAAAUCCAACUUAAAUAUCAGGUCAGAUUCAGACAGUAAGAGCAUUGUAGUGACACAACCUGACAACAGAGAGGUGAGACGGGCCUUUUCAAGACCAAAGGGGAAGUCUCCAAAUUUGAACAAGCCACAGAAAGAGGAGGAUAUUGGCCUUGUAAGAUAUGAGGUCCCUGAGAUGUUGAGAGGUGACCCUGGGAGUCUUAGGCAAGAUAUUGCAGUUCCCAAAGAAUGUUUGUUAAAGGAUGUGGGAUUAACAGUGUACACAACAAUCCCAGAUACAGUCGAUACAGGUUCACCAGCAGGUCUUAGUCCAGAGUCACCCAUGCUUACCAGCCCAUCGGACCACUCAGAGUUGUGUGAGUCCUUGCCAAUCACACCAUCAGAGGGCAGACGCCAUCUAGACAAGCACAGUUUAGAAAUCAACACAGCAAAUGAACAGAGUUCAGUGAAGUCUGUUAGUCUCAACAAUCAGACCCACUUCCAUUCUAAAAUGGAGAAUGAGAGACAUAAUAAGAAAGAUAUCUCGGUAUCCAAUAGUUCUGAGAGGUUGCCUCAUUCUCUUCCUGCCAAAAGCUACUACUUCAAGUUUAGAACAGACUGUAUUCAUAAUGACAAUGAUGAUGAAACCUAUUCAGAUCAUCUCAGGUGGGAGAAUGAGCAGACGUUAGCAGACAAACACCUGGAGACACUUCUGAGUCAAGAGAAAGCAAAUAGCAUGGCAACAGAGGAUCUGAGCAACCUCUACCAGGUUCAGUGUGCUGAAGGGAUUCCUGAAAACGAGUCCAUUGAACAGAGGGCUGCCAGGAUACUAGGCAUUGCUGUGCCAGCCGAAUCCUUGGUUGUGGCACAGCAGGACGGUAACAAGCUGUCUCAGGGGACUCCUAAUUCAACAGAGAGUGAACUAGUCUUUAACGAAGCCACAGAGAAUGAGACCAGGCAUGUGAGAAGAAAGUCUGAGGAUGUAUCAGGGACAACCAUGGACACCCAUGGAGAAGCACAGAAUAUGGAGGAAGAGAUAGGAAGUGGAAAGAAUUUUGAAUCCAGUGUAGCUGAAUCCAGCGUAGAGGUCCACACAGUCAUACCAGUUUUUGAAAUACCGGAAUUUCCACCAGGCAGUCUUCCUUUGUCACUUCCUGCAACAGAAGAUAUGGAGCUUGCUUUAAGCGUAAGUGGACGUGAGAGGAAAGGUUGGAGCACUGGAAAAAUUGUUGAAGCACUUCAGGACAAGUUAGCAGCAUCCUCAUCCUCUCCCUCUUUAGGCAGUCAAACAGGGCCUGAGAGAAUAGCCCGCAUGAAGGAAGUGGACUCUGUGUUCCACAUGAAACAUCUCAGCCUUAAAAGCACCAACUCCACUGAGGAGACAGAGGAGGAAAUAGUUGAAGAUGAGACAGAGGAGGAGGGAAAGGAAGAGGUUGAGAUGGAAAAGGAGAUGAGAGAAGGACUAGAGGAUGAGAAAAAAGGAGAAGAGGAGGAG